This is a messenger RNA of Ananas comosus (pineapple), 760 nucleotides long. Its product is annotated as iron-sulfur assembly protein IscA-like 2, mitochondrial. Gene Ontology annotation, cellular component: mitochondrion. Gene Ontology annotation, molecular function: 4 iron, 4 sulfur cluster binding; 2 iron, 2 sulfur cluster binding; iron ion binding. The record is from RefSeq and is a predicted model, not a curated record. Gene Ontology annotation, biological process: iron-sulfur cluster assembly. Lineage: Eukaryota; Viridiplantae; Streptophyta; Magnoliopsida; Poales; Bromeliaceae.
CGACCUCUCGCGAAAACUCUUGUGUUCCCCCUCCUCUUCUUCUUCCUCCUCCUCAAACUCCCUCAACACGCGCGAGAGCGAGAGCCAUGGCGACGCCGAGAUCCCUCCUCGGUCGCGUGGCGCCGCUCCUCCGCCGCCGCAUAGAGCUUAACCAUAGGCUCCUCACCUCCUCCUCAGCCGCGGCCGCCGCUGAAGCCGAAGCCGUGCACAUGACGGAGAAUUGCGUCCGCAGACUGAAGGAGUUGUGUUCUAAAGAUUCAUACGUUGACGGGAAGAUGCUUCGAUUAAGUGUAGAAACCGGUGGUUGUUCCGGAUUUCAAUAUGUCUUUUUGCUAGAUGAGAAGAAAAAUGAAGAUGAUAGGGUUUUUGAGAAGGACGGUGUCAAGCUAGUUGUCGACAACAUCUCCUACGAUUUCGUUAAAGGUGCCACUGUAGAUUAUGUUGAAGAGUUGAUCCGGUCUGCUUUCCUGGUGGUGACGAACCCAAGUGCUGUUGGGGGAUGCAGCUGUAAAAGCUCCUUCAUGGUCAAAUAAUGCCUUCGCACCACCAACUUGCUAUUAGCUACUACUGCCUUUGACAUACCAGAUCAUGUUCCUCUGUUUGUGAGGACCAUAUUGUAAUUCUAUGCCUCUUAAUAAUUGUUGUACAUCAAAGAGUGAUCACUGAUCAGAGUGUACCUAUCCAUUCUUGUGAAAAUUCCAAUUUGUUAACAACAGAAUCAUAAUGCAGUUAAUGCUAUAGUUCUUAUAUGAUUUAAUUA